UGAUUUUGUGCAAUUUCCUGUCAAUUUUUUUCUCCAUUGGAUAGAAAAUAAGGUUAUGUUUGCAAAUAGUUUUGAAGUAUUCCUCUCCCUCUCUCGUUCAGUUUCCUCGUCGUCGAUGGCUGCUUUUCUACAGUAAUUUCGUGGAGCGGUCUCAGUUUCAGGGUUUGUUGAGAUGGAUUGUGUCACUCCAAUGGUUCUCUGGUGUGCUGGAGUUGCGGACAUCGACGCGCUUUCUACAAAGCAUCUAAUAUUUGCAACUCACAAAAGCUUCACUUCGGGGAGGAAAUCAUUGAACUCUGUUUUUUCUAGGUCGGGUUGUUCUCGAUACCCCGUUUCUCGAUUUCGUAUUCGGGCCAAGCGCUCUCGUUUUCAAGAUUUUCAGGAUUAUGCCAAACCUUCACAUCUUAUACAAGCCUCAGAAUUGGGGGUCUGCACGAAAACUUCAAUUGAGAAAAUCCUAUCAUCUUUGAAGGGAAAUGAAUCUCAGGCCUUGAUCAAGGUUGAUAUAAGCACUAGCAAGCUCUAUGGAUCAAGUGUAAGUGACUUGAAUGCUGGAAUUCUCCUGUGUUUGAUAGAUGAAAAGGGAAAUUCUAUAUUACAGAGAAUACCUUCAAGUUUGAUGACACAUGAUCUUUCUAAAGAAAAGGAUAUUUUGGAUGGUCCUGAAAUUCUCUUGUUCCAGAGGGGUUCCAUUGAUGAGUUUGUCUUCGAGGGACCUAAAUUGGGUAGAUUAGAAGCCGUCUGGCUGAGCGUUGAUUCAGGCCAGUGGAGAGUAGGAAGUCUAAGCUUGUAUGUCAUAUCUCAAUUAAAAUCUGAGGGGGAAGAGCUUCAGUACAUGGGCCUCAAGUUUGAAUUCCCAGCUGAGGAUAUAUUACUUGGGGAGGGCAGCGACAAGUCAAUGAUAGAACUUAGGCCUUGCCUCGUAUCGGAAGUAUCUGGAAUUGAGCCCUUAUCCUUCCUGAACAAAAGCUCAAAUUUAGCCACCAUCGACAGUAUAUCCAAUGAGGAAAGCAUGAAAGAAUAUGCAGACUUGAAGCUCUCUUUGCUUGCUUAUGAUGCGUUGUUGAUCCUUGCUGGCACAUCUGUUUCAUCCUUCUUAGCUGGUGAAAAUGCCGGUCUUGCAUUCUUAGCUGGUGGCAUUCUUGGCUUCUUGUAUCUGCUGCUCUUGCAAAGAUCCGUGGACGAGUUACCUGCUCCAACACCAAUUUCUGAAACAACUAGGAAUGAAGAUCAACGAUACAAAGGCCCUCUAUCGGCAUUGGCACUGGCAGUUGGAUUUUCCAUUCUUACAGUUAAGUUCAACUUGGGAGAUUCAACCAUGAUACUGUCGCCUAAAGAAGUGGUGAUAGGAAUGCUGGGAUUUCUUGCAUGUAAAGUUGCUGUUGUUUUGGCUGCAGUAAAGCCAAUGGCGCUGGGUCGAAAGGUAAAUGAAUGAACGUGAAUGUUCUUUUAUUGGAAUGUCUGAGAUUUAGUGUAUUUUUCAAAAUAGAAAGAUAGAAUAUGAAACAAUCCAAUUGGCGAGAAAAUAGAGAGAGAGAGAGCGAGAGAGAGAGAGAGAGAAGGAAAGGAUAAAAGAAAACAAAACAAAAGAAAAGGAAAGAAAGAAACUGACCAACAUAUUGUGUAGGGGAAGUAUACUUGCAUAUAAUGUAGGAUUUAUAUGUAUAUAUUAUACUUUUGCAUCUGGUUGGAAAUAAAGCUUUCACUUGCCCUCCAUUUCGGGCAUCUUUUCGUUGAUUA
Benincasa hispida (wax gourd) is the source of this 1740-nucleotide messenger RNA. RefSeq names its product Lipase/lipooxygenase, PLAT/LH2 family protein. Lineage: Eukaryota; Viridiplantae; Streptophyta; Magnoliopsida; Cucurbitales; Cucurbitaceae. The record is from RefSeq and is a predicted model, not a curated record.